AUGUGGUCGUGGUUCGGUGGCCAGUCCGCGCAGAAGCGCAAAGAGGCACCAAAGGAAGCCAUCCUGGGGCUGCGAGGGCAGCUGGAGAUGCUGCAAAAGAGACAGACACAUUUGGAGUCACAAAUAGAAGAUCAAGAGUCUAUUGCCAGGAAGAAUGUCACAUCGAAUAAGAACGUCGCCAAGGCCGCCCUCAGACGAAAGAAAAUGCACGAGAAGAACCUCGAGCAGACCCAGAAUCAGAUUAUCCAACUUGAGCAACAUGUCUAUUCUAUCGAGGCAGCCAACAUCAACCAGGAAACCCUGGGUGCCAUGGACCAAGCCGGCAAGGCCAUGCAGCGCAUGCACGAUGGUCUCACAAUGGACAAGGUCGAUAGCAUGAUGGACAAAUUACGGGAACAGCAACAACUGGCCGACGAAAUCUCAAGCGUCAUCCAAAACAACCAUUUCGGCGAACAGCCCGACGAGGAAGAACUGGAAGCCGACCUGGAAGAACUCGAGCAGGAGGCCAUGGAUGCACAAAUGCUCAAGACUGGCACCGUGCCCGUCGCCGAUCAGCUCGACCGGCUACCUGCCGCUGCGAAUGGCGAGAUCAAAGGCAAAGCCAAACAAACAGAGGGAGAAGACGAGGAGGCCGAGCUGGAGAAACUACGCGCCGAAAUGGCCAUGUCAUAG
Talaromyces rugulosus is the source of this 672-nucleotide messenger RNA. RefSeq lists its product as uncharacterized. The coding region runs from base 1 to 672 and encodes 223 amino acids. Gene Ontology annotation, cellular component: ESCRT III complex; cytoplasmic side of plasma membrane; multivesicular body. Lineage: Eukaryota; Fungi; Ascomycota; Eurotiomycetes; Eurotiales; Trichocomaceae. The transcript is spliced from 4 exons. Gene Ontology annotation, biological process: late endosome to vacuole transport via multivesicular body sorting pathway; vesicle budding from membrane. The record is from RefSeq and is a predicted model, not a curated record.